AUAUUAUUUAUUUAAAAAUUUUGUUUCGCCCCAUGGUCCGUUCCAUCUUAAAUCUCCGGUGUGCAGUGCCGGCGCCGACCCAGCGAACUGGGCAGUAGCCCAGGGCAUCAAAAAGAUAAGGGCAUCAUUUUAGCCAAGUUGUCCAUUCGAUCGGUUUCGACGGUAAGGCGGUAACUUCAAUCGAUGCAGGGAGGCAAAGCGCGAGAAUUGAAAUGUUUUGAUUGUACUCAACGCCUAGUCUCCUAGAAUAACGAAGCGUAUACUAGGAGUCGAAUCUCUCCUGUCAAUUUCUUUCUCAAAUCACACGAUUUGUGUAUAUACCCUCGUCACUCUUUCAAUCGAUUUAUAAAUACCCUCUCACCCUCUAUCCCGAUUUGACGAUUUCUUCUGUUUACUUGAAUAUCUAAUUCUGAAAAGUGAAGACUAAUUCUGUUUACUUGUGUACACUUCAGCCGUUCAGAGGGUUGUGGCUUUGUGCGAUGUUGAGAGAUAGAGGAAGAAGCAAAUUUUGUCGAGGUUUUUAUACGCUGUCUCACCUCACCUGACUUCCAACGCUCGGCUUAGUUGCAGUGAAUGUCUGACCCGGUCUUUCUCUUCGUCAAUGGUGUCGCCUCACCUACCUCCGCUCUUCCAGUGACAACCUUGCUUGAAUCCCAUCCAGGUGCUUACACUACCUUCAGAACUCAUAACAAUGGCUUAGAAUUUCACUUCUGGGAAAGGCAUUUGCGCAGGCUUUCUACUUCCACAAGCAUUCUCUUCAAUUCAUGUCCAAACCUUCUAUUCUGUCCAGGAAUAAAUUUGACCCCCGUAUCCCUGCAACAGAUGAAAUCCCUGGAAUGGGAUUCACUGAUUCCGUCUUUAGUUAAUAAUUCAAUGACAAAAGCAAUACCUGUUGCAUUGAAAGAGAGGAAACCUGGAACAGAAUUGGCAUUCACUGCUCUUGUGAGUGGAAACUUGGAGAAAUUGAUUUCAAACGAGAAGAUAGAUGGCGCUCAUCUAGCUCUUGUUGGCCAUGGAAGAGAUACUGCAAAUGCGAAGUACUCAGAUUGGGUCAGGAUGAGGAAACCGUUGGAGAAGUUGAGGCCUCCAUCUGCUACUGAGCUCUUGCUUUCAAAUGAUGGAGAUCACAUUCUUGAAGGCUGUUUAACAAAUUUUUUUGUUAUCUGUCGUAAGGAUAAUGUAAAAGAUGACAGUAGAAAUACAGAGGAGGAAGGGCUGAAAAGUAAAUAUGGUUUUUCAGUUGAAUUACAGACAGCUCCAAAAAGUGAUGGUGUCCUUCCGGGAGUAGUACGGGAAGUGAUCAUCAAGGUAUGUUUGGGAAUUGGAAUCCCGAUACGUGAAGUUGCUCCAUCAUGGUCCAAACGCCACUUGUGGGAAGAAGCAUUUAUUACAAAUAGCUUGAGGGUUCUGCAGCAUGUGGAAACAAUUCGAGUUCCAAGUUCAUGGAACUCACUGAGUUCUAAAACGUGGAAAGAUGUAAUGUGGGAAGAGAAACUAUUUCAGGGGUGUCCUGGAAGCAUAACUGCAGUGAUCCAGGAGGAGGUGAUGAAGAGAGCAAAGGUUGAAGGCCACCCAGUCGCAUCAUUUAUCAAGUAA
Messenger RNA from Lactuca virosa, 1596 nucleotides. NCBI's taxonomy places the organism in Eukaryota, Viridiplantae, Streptophyta, Magnoliopsida, Asterales, Asteraceae. The record is from the annotation of a GenBank genome assembly.